Molecule: messenger RNA, 2015 nt
Organism: Chara braunii
Lineage: Eukaryota; Viridiplantae; Streptophyta; Charophyceae; Charales; Characeae
Source: the annotation of a GenBank genome assembly
GGAAGAGAGGCGUGCUCUCUGAGGAAGACGAAACAGCCGAAAAGGGAGUUGGCCGGAGGCAGAAGAACAGCUGAAGACCGAUGAAGCCUUGUCCGAAAGGGUACAAGAAACCUGCAAAUGUUCCAGCCCUCAAUAUGGACUUGCUCUCUGGAGGCAGUCCCAGUCAGAGAUGUGGCACUCUCUCCCCCACGUUGUCGACCGUUGAGUCCAUCCUUGAGCAGCUGGAAGGGGGUAAUGACGAGAAACCGGUCAUGGGCGUACCGAUCUGCGAAGGCCAGGUGGUGGAAGGGAAGCCUGGCGAGCAAGAACAGGGGAUGGAUGUACCUAUGGCCGGCGAGGAAGGGCAGCUGCUAGAAGGGAACAAGGAGAAGCAGCUGGUGGUGAUGGAGGUGCAGCUCUCCGAGAGCCAGCUCCUCUGGUGUCGUCGAGCUUGUCAGGCCAUGGAGGAGAAAUGGAGGUCGAAAGAUAAAAACAAGGAUUUCUUUGAGGAGUACAAAGCGCUGAAGGAGGAGACAGAGUACGAGGAGCCUCACGCUGCGGCCAGAAAAUGCUUGGUGGGAGGGCUCGCUGUCAAUGUCAGCAAGAACAGGUAUUCGAACAUUGUACCUUUCGACAGGACACGUGUCGAGCUGGUAAUGGACGAGGACUCGAAGGUUGUAUCAGAUUACAUCAAUGCCAGCUACAUCAGGGGCGACUGGAGCGAGUCCACCGAGCUCCUGCAGAGCGUAGGAGGAGGAGGAGGAGGAGGAGGAGGAGGGGAGGGAGGAGAGGAAGGGAGGGUGAAAGGAGGUGGCGAUCGUGGUGGCUUCAGUGAUAAGAGGAAGAGGCAGGGCAACGGGGGUGUGGAUGUUAAGAGGGAGAGCUACUGUAGUACGAUCAGCCUUCCAACGUAUAUUGCAACACAAGCUCCGCUGCCCUGGACUAUUUUGGACUUCUGGACGAAGGUGAAACAACUGGGUUGUCGAGCUGUGAUAAUGUUGAUGGAAGAUUUGGAGUGUAAGCCUGGCGAAGCGUACUUUCCUGAUGAGGAAGGGGAGUCCUGCAGCUUUGGUCGCGUGGUCAUCAAAACUAUGUCCAAAACGUUUUUGCAUCCGGCAAUUACGCGAAGAGAUAUUCUCAUCAUACCAUCUCCUUCUUCUCCUCCUUGUCCUCCUCCUCCUCCUCCUCGCUCACCUCGUGGCCCGCCUGGUGAUUCUUCUCGUUCUCCUUCUCACUCUUCUGCGCUAUCACACCCUUCUCCUUCUCCUCCCUCUGGACCUCUGUGCACUCCUCCUCCUCCCCCUCCCUUUCUAUCGCGAUCAAAGCCGUGUCCGUUUCCGUCCUCUCGAGGUCAACCCCCUCCUUCUCCGUCUCCGCCCUCGCCAGCUGAACCCUCUCCUUCUACCUCUCCUCACUCAAGACAUCAACCUGCUCCUUCUACCUCUCCUCACUCUAGACAUCAACCGUCUCCUCCAUCUCUGCCUCCUCCUCCUCGUCCUGCAGGCACUGCACUUCAGGAUGAGCGCAGACCACAGACGCCUCAGCAAAGGCACGACCAAGAGCAAGAGGAAGAGCAAGAGCCCUUGCUUGUUGAACAUUACCACCUCCACGACUGGCCUGAUCAAGGAGUUCCGUCAUCAACUCGGUCCAUUCGAUUGCUACUUCGCCAGAUUCGUACCUCAGCUGUCUCGAAUGGUCCGUUCGGUGUUCAUUGCGUUGCAGGGAGCGGGCGGACAGGAGUUUUCUGUGCCGUCGAUCGAGCACUUCGAAAGGUUUUGAGCGGAGAUCUGUCCGCCAUUAACAUGAGGGAGGAGGCGAGGUGGCUGCGGCAACAACGGCCAGGCAUGAUCCAGACGAUGGAGCAGUACUUCUUCUGCUACAAGGUCCUCUGGGACGCGUUGGCAGAACUGUCAGCAACAGCCGCUGGUAGAGACCAAACUGUUCGACGGCCGGUCCCAUUUGCAGUCUGACAUCGGGUGGUCAAUGGAACCUAUCAGCUGAUGGGCGCAUAUGGGGUUAGGGUGCCGCGUCACAUA